CAUGGUACAUGUGCAGGGCGGAGCUUCGCAUGGAACAUAACAUUGACAGCGCAACUAGUUUGGUUUAGUCUGGCACGGCAGGAACUUCGAGGCUACAGAUGCGACCGACGCUGGCUUAAUUCAGCUUAGAAACCUAGUCCAAUUACCAUGCAGACAGGAGGAGAAAUCCCUCCGUGUUCACCGCCGAGCAACUGAAGACUGUGGAGCUCUUUCCUCAUGACAGCAGGACUGGAGAUGCGAGCGUCGCUCUCGUGGGCUCCGUCUUCAGGGCGAGAUAGCUAGACUUUUCUAAUCUUAUCUGUAAGCCGUUUGUUAUUCUUCCACCAAAGAGCUGCGAGUGGGAUUUCCUUCGUCAGAUUAGACUUUUUUCCAGCUCGCUUCUUAUCAUGGAGAUGCACACGGACGUCUUACUAGUCACUGCAAACGUCGGAUCACUGUUUGACAAUGUGGGUGAGAUUGAAGGAGACUGGCUGCGAGAGUUCUUCAUGACGGUGCACAUGCAUAAGCCACGCUUCAUCGCCCUGCACUUUCAGGAAGUUGGUGGAAAGGACUAUAUGGUGAACAUGGGCCAUGCAGAGAACUUUUUCAGGACCAUAGAGACCAGCUCUGAGAUGGCCGACUUCGACAGAGUCUGUGUCUAUGUAGAUAGUCAUUUCAAGGCUGUUGACAGUUUCACGGCUCUGGGAAGCAUGUAUUUCAUCCACAAGUCACUGAAAAAUAUCCAACAAUAUGACUUCAAUUUGAAGGAGUUUAAAGCCGUCUCAGGCCAUAACAAGUACAUGGGCUCGCUGGAAGGAGUGCUUACCGUUGAAAAAGAGAAAUUCCCUAAGAACUUUUGGCCUGAUUUCAAGUGGUCCAGAAAAGGCUACAUGAGGACACGAUGGCUCAUUCACAACCAGGGUUUUGACCUGGUGAAUGUUCACCUGUUUCAUGACGCCUCCAACCUCAUAGCCUGCAACUCUAGUCCAUCAGUGUAUUCUGCAAACCGCAAGAAAGCGCUCCGAUACGUCAUCAACAGGAUAUCAGACAGCAGCUACAGUCCUCUCCCCUUCUUCCUUUUUGGGGAUUUCAAUUUCCGUCUUGACACACUUAGUCUAGUACAGAACCUCUCCAUGUCGGCUGAUAUCCAGACAGUAAAAAAAGACAGUAGCAACGAGGUAGAAAAAAUCAUUUGUGAGGAGAAAGACAAUGACCACAAGGUCCUCCUUCAUAUAGAGACCAAGUUAUUUGCUUACUUGCACCAGGCCGCGUUCAGAGAAAAUAACGGAAAAGAGCUGCUGAAGUACGAUAAGGAGAUCUCUGCAUUCCAUGACGUCAUCACAGAGGAGGAGAUCCACUUUCCUCCCAGUUAUCCAUACAGUGAAGACUACACUAAACCUACACAGUACAUGAACACGCGAUGCCCGGCAUGGUGCGACCGCAUCCUAAUGUCCCACAGUGCCCUAGACAUCAUCCACCGGAGGCAGGAGGGUGAGUGUGGUGUUGUUUAUAACACAGUGGGCUCCAACAUCUGUAUGGGAGACCACAAGCCGGUUUUCCUGUGUUUUCCAAUGAAGACAAUUACACAUUGACACACAAUACUGGGAGAGUCAGAGGGGUUUCCUGUGUUGUUGAUGUGUACCUAGAGGUUGUACUGUGGACAUCUCUACUACUGAUCAUGCCAGGGCUCUACAACAAGUACACACACACCGAGACAUGAGCAGACCCCUACACCACCCACCCACCGCACGGGACCCCUGAAACCUCCUCCUAAACGCAAGCAGGCACAAAACACAGGAACUGUUUAUUUCUGAAAGCUGUGUUCACCGGUUUCACAAUAUACAUUUAACAAAGACUUCAAGUAUGUUCAGCAUGACUUCAGAAACACCUGAACAAAGCAAAAUAGGACACAAUCGAAGAAGACCAAGUGAAAGAACACAAAGGCACUUCUCAAAGCUCUCAACUCCUGACUUUUAGGUUUACACUUUGCAUAGAGCAUGUAAACCUCUGCGGAUUACUAUGGCAAAGCUUUAUAAUUACAACUCCAUUGGUGUGCUUUUACAGUACUCAUUGUUAAGGGUGUGAAUACAAGUACACGUAUGCUAAGCAUAUCCAAACACAAGCUGCUGCGACGCACAAGCUUUGGUUGCUGUUUCAAUUCAGAAGCCGGAAACGCUUUGCAUUGCAGUUCAUUCAUAGGGUGUAGAGAUCAUUCUGGUAAAACACUGUUCGGCUAGUUGCUUCUCAGUUCUUAUACUUCCUGCAUGCGUGAGUAUGGAUUCAUAAGCUCGUGUUUUUGCAUUUACACUGGCCUCAGCACUUACGGCUGUCAGCUUCAGUCAUUGUCUCUGCGGGGUUGUUAGUCAGACUCUUGGAUCGAUGGAAUAUGUACAGGACAGCAAGGGACGAGUUAUAAAGCCAUUAGCACUUGUGAAUUAUGGAAAUCCCACCCAGAGUGGCCUGGCCUGGAAGCCCCCAGACUUUUAAUUAGACCACUAGUGCAAUGCGAAUGCUAAUGUGGUAAGAUAUUUUUGUUGUUUUAAUUGCAUUGAAUCUUGGGUAACUGGUAUUGUUUAAAAAAGUUUAAAAGCUCUGUAUAGUUUCUCGAUGGUGUUGGUCCAAUGUUAAAUCCGUUUGACCAAUUUUCAUAUUUUGUGUGGUAAUAUGCUGGUUUGUAAAUUGCUUUAUGAAAUUACUUUAAAUUGUAAAUAUGUAGCGCUUCUUAACUGUUAUUGGAUCACCUUCUAAACUGUUGCAGUGUCACAGAUGCUCAGACAUGUUAUUAAAGGGAUAGUUCACCCAAAAAUUGAAAUGAACUCAUCCUCAAGUUGUUCCAAAUCAGUUUGAGCUUCUUUCUUGUGUUGAGCACAAAAGAAGAUAUUUUGAAGAAUGUUGGUAAACAAACAGUUGACGGUAGCCAUGGGCUUCUAUUGUAUUUUUUUCCAUACUAUAGAAGUCAAUGGCUACCGUCAACUGUUCGGUUACCAACAUUCUUCAAAAUAUCUUCUUUUGUGCUCAUACAGGUUUAGAACAACUUGAUGAUGAGAAUGACAGAAUUUUCAUUUUUGGGUGAACCGUCCCUUUAAGAAUCAGAAGUUGACACACUUUUAUAGUAAAAUAUCCCUUUAAAUGUCCUCAGCAACAUGUUCCUCAUUUCAAAUCCAAAUCAAACAAUUUACAAACCUCUACAAGCAAUUAUAUCCAGAUAUGACAGGGCCAUGAUUUUGAAUUUAUUGAUUCAGUCAAUAUAAUCUGAACACCCCCAUGCAUAAUUUACGCACGAGGGUUAAACCGUACGGCCCACCUGUCAAUAAUGGACUUGUUGUAGUUGAUUCAUGAUAUGGUCAACAUAAUUUACUGUUCUCGAGGGCAUCGCUUCAAACCGUGGUUCAAUAGGAGGCCACGGAGUCGCUCAGCAUCGAUGUCAUUUAGCAUUUGAGAUUUUACAGAUAAACACAAACACUACAGUCUUUUGAGAUUUAUGUGCACUGUUAUUAGCAUGCUAUGUUAAACGUGUAUGUAGCCGUUCAUGUUUGCACUCGUUUUGGGGAAUUAUUUUACUUUGCAGUGAUGUGAACAUUCGUAGAACAUAGUACAUUAUUAUAAUUUUUUUUUUUCUUAGCAGUUGUGAAAUUAGACAUUGCUUAUUUUAUGUUAACCUUUUUAAGUUAUUUCUACUUUCUGUCUCUGACUUUCUUCUUUUCUUUUUUUAUUAAAACAAUUAGACUAGGCAUUGUAAUGGGAUCUGCUGAAAACUAUUGAAAAAUAUAUUCUACAUUAUUAUAUAGUGACUAUCCAGAAGAUGGAUAGUGGUGAAAAGUUUAAGAUAAAUGGUGACUGCUGGGCCAAGGGAAACUUGUCGAUAAGAUCAGAACAUUUGCCAUUUGAAAUUAUAGGUCGUUCAUAGGUUUAAACACAAGCAUAAGUCUUACAACAAACAGUCAUAUGCAUACCUAAAAAUUGCAGAAGCUGAAAAAAGACUCCUGACACUCUUAAGUGAUUGACACACUGUGCCAAAUAUUUGUUUAUUUCCUCACUUUUUUUCCAUUUUGUGACUUGUGACAAACCUUGUGUUUGGUAGAUCUGUUGUAACGGAUGUAAAAUGCAGUAAGAUAGUUGCAAUGCAUUUACUCUAGCUGUACCUCACAUGCUGCCGAAUGUUGGACUGGCCUAAAACGGUCUAAAGAAAGACCCUCUUACUGUACUAUACCUUCUGCGGCACCUAUGAAUGUUUUUCUUAAAUAUAUUAUGUCUUAUUUCCUAAUAAAAUGUAUAUAUUCAUCAAC
This is a messenger RNA of Onychostoma macrolepis, 4265 nucleotides long. RefSeq names its product inositol polyphosphate-5-phosphatase L (gene inpp5l). Gene Ontology annotation, biological process: phosphatidylinositol dephosphorylation. The coding region runs from base 387 to 1571 and encodes 394 amino acids. Gene Ontology annotation, molecular function: inositol-polyphosphate 5-phosphatase activity. NCBI's taxonomy places the organism in Eukaryota, Metazoa, Chordata, Actinopteri, Cypriniformes, Cyprinidae. The record is from RefSeq and is a predicted model, not a curated record. The transcript is spliced from 16 exons.